Messenger RNA from Apus apus (common swift), 6583 nucleotides. RefSeq names its product platelet derived growth factor receptor alpha (gene PDGFRA). NCBI's taxonomy places the organism in Eukaryota, Metazoa, Chordata, Aves, Apodiformes, Apodidae. The transcript is spliced from 23 exons. The record is from RefSeq and is a predicted model, not a curated record. Gene Ontology annotation, cellular component: signaling receptor complex. Gene Ontology annotation, molecular function: ATP binding; platelet-derived growth factor alpha-receptor activity; platelet-derived growth factor binding. Gene Ontology annotation, biological process: multicellular organism development; protein phosphorylation; positive regulation of kinase activity. The coding region runs from base 188 to 3451 and encodes 1087 amino acids.
UUGAAUCAAUUACGGGACGCGGUUUGUAAGACCAUUACAGUCGGAUCGGGAGGGAGGGCGAACGGGAAGGAAAGAGCGCGGCUGAGCGGGGAAAGUCUCAAAAGACGUGGACAUAUUUUGGAUAUUUUACAAUCUGCACGAUUGGGGCUGCGGAUUAUAAAGGAGAAGGUAAGAGUUUUUGGGAACUAUGGGUACUUCCCCACGGAUGUUCCUGAUCCUGGGAUGUUUUCUCACAGGACCAUUCCUAACACUUUGCCAGCUUCCUUUGCCGGCUAUUGUUCCCAAUAGGAAUGAAAUGGUGGUACAGCUGAAUUCCAAUUUCACACUCAAAUGCUCUGGAGACAGUGAAGUGAGCUGGCAGUACCCAGUGAUGGAGGGAAGUCACAGGAUUGACAUUAGACACGAAGAAAACAACAGUGGCCUCUUCGUGACGGUGCUUGAAGUAGGAAAUGCCUCAGCCGCUCACACAGGCUUGUAUGUUUGCUAUUAUAACCACACUCAAGUGGAGGAUGGGGAAGUGGAAGGGAAAGACAUCUAUAUCUAUGUGCCUGAUCCAGACAUGCCUUUUGUUCCUUCUAUACCAGAAGACCAGUUCAUUCUAGUAGAAGAAGGUGAUCCCACUGUUAUCCCUUGUCGGACAAGUGACCCAAGUGCUCAAGUGACUUUGAUUAAUAGUUUAGACAAGACUGUCCAUGCUUUCUAUGACAGUAAACAAGGCUUCAUAGGGAAUUUCCCUGCAGGCUCAUAUACAUGCAAAACAAUGGUUGAACGUGUGGAGUUCAAGUCCGAUGAGUUCUUCAUUUAUAUUUUAAGAGCUACUUCACAGCUGCCAGUUGAAAUUGAAGCUCUUAAAACUGUCUACAAAGCAGGCGAGACCAUCGUAGUAACUUGUGUGGUCUUUGACAAUGAGGUGGUUAAUUUACAGUGGAAUUAUCCUGGGAAAGUGAAAGAAAAAGGUCUGAUAAAACUUGAUGAUAUCAAAGUCCCAUCGCAGAAGCUGGUUUACACCUUGACCAUUCCUGAGGCAUCAGUGAAAGACACAGGGGAUUAUGAGUGUACUGCUCGGCAUGCAACCAAGGAGGUUAAGGAAAAUAAGAAAGUAGUCAUUACAGUUCAUGACAAAGGUUUUGUUCACCUGGAGCCUCAGUUUAGCCCUCUGGAAGCUGUCAACCUACACGAAGUCAAAAACUUUGUUGUUGAUGUGCAGGCAUACCCAGCACCAAAAAUGUACUGGUUGAAGGAUAACGUGACUCUGAUUGAAAAUCUUACUGAGAUUGUUACUAGUUCCAACAAAGUCCAGGAAACAAGGUUUCAGAGUAUAUUAAAACUGAUCCGGGCCAAGGAAGAAGACAGUGGGUACUACACUUUGGUUGCUGAAAAUGAAGAUGAGAUUAAAAGAUACACUUUCUCCUUGCUAAUACAAGUUCCAGCUCUGAUCUUAGACCUUGUGGAUGAUCACCACGGCUCUGCAGGUGGGCAGACAGUGAGAUGCUUGGCAGAGGGGACCCCACUUCCUGAUGUGGAAUGGCUGGUUUGCAAGGACAUUAAAAAAUGCAGCAAUGACACCUCAUGGACUCUUCUGACUAACAACAUCUCUGAUAUACACAUGGAAGCCCACCUGGAUGAGAAAAACCAGGUGGAAAGCCAGGUGACCUUCCAGAAGGUAGAGGAAACCCUGGCUGUACGAUGCAUGGCAAGGAACGACCUUGGUGCUGUUACUCGGGAACUGAAGCUUGUGGCUCCCACUUUGCGAUCAGAACUUACUGUGGCUGCUGCAGUCUUAGUGCUGUUAGUGAUUGUGAUAAUUUCACUGAUUGUUCUGGUCAUCAUAUGGAAACAGAAGCCAAGGUACGAGAUCAGAUGGAGAGUCAUUGAAUCUAUCAGCCCUGAUGGCCAUGAAUACAUUUAUGUGGACCCAAUGCAACUGCCUUAUGAUUCCAGAUGGGAGUUUCCUCGAGACGGGUUAGUGCUUGGUCGAAUCCUUGGUUCUGGUGCAUUUGGAAAAGUAGUGGAAGGGACUGCAUAUGGACUGAGUCGCUCUCAACCAGUGAUGAAAGUAGCUGUGAAAAUGCUGAAACCUACUGCUAGAUCCAGUGAAAAACAGGCACUCAUGUCUGAACUGAAGAUAAUGACACAUCUUGGCCCCCACCUGAAUAUUGUGAAUCUGCUUGGAGCUUGUACAAAAUCAGGACCUAUUUACAUCAUCACCGAAUACUGCUUUUAUGGUGAUUUGGUGAACUAUCUGCAUAAGAACAGGGACAAUUUCCUGAGCCAUCAUCCAGAGAAGGCAAAGAAGGAUCUGGAUAUCUUUGGGAUGAACCCAGCUGAUGAAAGCACAAGGAGUUAUGUGAUCUUAUCAUUUGAAAACACUGGAGAGUACAUGGACAUGAAACAAGCUGAUACAACUCAGUACGUGCCAAUGCUGGAAAGGAAAGAGGGAUCUAAAUACUCUGAUAUUCAGAGAUCUGUGUACGAUCGGCCUGCUUCAUAUAAGAAGAAGUCUAUGUCAGAAUCAGAAGUCAAAAACCUCCUUUCAGAUGACAGUUCAGAGGGCCUCAGCCUACUGGAUUUGCUGAGUUUCACCUACCAGGUUGCUCGGGGAAUGGAAUUCUUGGCUUCUAAAAAUUGUGUGCACCGUGACUUGGCAGCUCGUAAUGUCCUCCUGGCUCAAGGAAAAAUCGUGAAGAUCUGUGACUUUGGGCUGGCUAGAGACAUCAUGCAUGAUUCCAACUAUGUCUCCAAGGGCAGUACUUUCCUCCCAGUAAAAUGGAUGGCACCUGAAAGCAUUUUUGACAAUCUGUACACAACAUUAAGUGAUGUCUGGUCUUACGGCAUUCUGCUGUGGGAAAUAUUUUCUCUUGGUGGCACACCAUAUCCUGGUAUGAUGGUUGAUUCUACUUUCUACAAUAAGAUCAAGAGCGGAUACCGGAUGGCCAAACCUGAUCAUGCUACCAAUGAAGUGUAUGAGAUCAUGGUGAAGUGCUGGAACAGUGAACCAGAGAAAAGACCUUCCUUUUACCAUUUGAGUGAAAUUGUGGAGAGUUUGUUGCCUGGACAGUACAAAAAGAGCUAUGAGAAGAUUCACCUGGACUUCCUGAAAAGUGAUCACCCAGCUGUCACACGCAUGAGAGGCGACUGUGACAAUGCUUAUAUUGGUGUCACCUACAAGAAUGAAGACAAGUUAAAGGACAGGGAGAGUGGAUUUGAUGAGCAGAGGCUGAGUGCUGACAGCGGGUACAUCAUCCCCCUGCCUGACAUUGACCCUGUUUCUGAAGAUGAGCUUGGCAAAAGGAACAGGCACAGUUCCCAGACAUCUGAAGAAAGUGCCAUUGAAACUGGUUCCAGUAGCUCUACUUUCAUCAAGCGAGAGGAUGAGACCAUUGAGGACAUUGACAUGAUGGACGACAUUGGGAUCGACUCCUCAGACCUGGUGGAGGACAGCUUCCUGUAACUCCACAGACACCUUCCAGCUCUGCACACAGGGAAGCUUGCCGUGUUGUCUACAGACUUCUGCUCCACAGAGAAAACCACUUUACUGCGAUGUCAAGGAUGUGAAGAGAAGGUGGAUUUGUACAGAGGAACUCCCAGCAAUAGACAGAGGUAUCACCCUGAGUAAGAAUGAAAGAGACAUGUCAAAGAUGGAUUUUUUUAGUGUUGCUUCUUGCAGUACUUCAGUAGCAUCUCAGUGUUGUUUGCCAUUCGAACUGGUAGGAGGAUGAAGGAAAAGGCCACAAACAGACCAGUUUUGUGUUUCAAGGGCAUUCAUAUGACUUCAAUGGAUUGAAUUUCCACUGCAGCAAUACUUCACCAUUGUAAUUAUGUAAAUAACUAUCUACUCAAGGAUCGUUUGAGGUGCACAUUGAAGAUAUGCCACAGAUUUUAGAAGUGAUCAUUGAUGAAUUUUGUGUACUUCCUCCCUCAAUCUCAAUGUCAGCUGCUGUUGAACUAUCAUGUGAAUUGAAGAACACACAAAAACCACUUUUGGACCAAAAAGGUCUAAAACCACAAGGGACACUGACCGGUACUAAAAACAUUUUACUUUUUACCAUUAAUGCAAGUAAAGGGGAAUAAUAAUAAUAAUAAUAAAACAGUCUAUAAUAGGUGUUAGAAACCUAGUCUUUAUUAACUAUAGAAGAUAGCUGUUUUCAAGGUAAUACUACUACUGUUUUCAGUAACACUAAAUGUAUAUUUUAUACUUCAUUGUCCUUCAGUAAAAGCACAGUCUGAAGAAACUUUUUCAAGUACAGGGAAAAAAUUUAUGACCUGAAGAUUUUUAGGAAACAAGUGUCUUAUUUGGCUAUACACAGUAUGGUAACUGCUCUGGUUAGCUAAAACUACUUUAACAUGGAGAAAAAUUUACAAUUUAGUUCUCUAUCAUGAGCUGAGUAGUUCUUCUAAUCAGAUUAUGACAAACCACCAGUGACAUCCCAUUAUUAAUGUUUCAUGGCUAUUCAAAAGAAAUCUUACCCUGGGGUUAGCUGUGAAGAAUCAAUUUGAUAUUUGAACUGCUCAAGGAACAAAGACAUCUCUCCCAGCUUGGAACUCCGGAUUAAAUAAGCAGAAAUAUUUCUGCAGCUAAUAUUCUUCUCUUAGUUUUCAGGUUUAAACAGGAUCAGGAAACUCAGACUAUUAUCUUUGCAGACUGUAAUGACAGAUGGUAAUUGCUUCCAAGAGUGUUUUUCAGAGGAAGGUGCAUGAAAAUGAACCUGCUCUCAGCCUGCAAUUAUUUUUUUGACACCACUUAUAUGAACAAAGUAUCAUGCUUACUGCUAUCAUUGUACAACAUGUUAUUGAGAUAUGAUGUUUUGGAAGACUUACAUGUGAAAAAAAGGUACAUCACUGCGAAGGGCCCUGUCCUUUCUGGUGCUCAGCUUUCAAACUUAACUUUAAUUCAGUGUGAUGAGUGCCUCACAGGAUGUGCUCAGCCUCUGACAUGACAGAACCAACGCAAUAGUGGUGCAAACUUAUCUCUUUAUUGCAGUAUUUUUCCUAGGAAGUGUGACAGAUGAAUCAGAAGUGACCAACAGAACACACUGCCAUGUUAAACUGAAGUUUAACUUGAAAUGGUCCUACAAAAAGCUACGCAAAUCCCCUUGACUUCACUUGUUGUGGACAGUUGUGGAUCAAAUGCAAGCAAAUGUAAUAUUGUCAGUGUUACAGGCAAAUAAUCCUGGGUCUGGAUUUCAAAAUGCCACCUGGCUGAGGCCACAUACAAGGGUACUGCAGAUGUGAAAAUGGGACCUGAAGCAAGGCACCCACAUUUUCAACCCUGAUGCAGACUGACAAUCAGAAGAACAGUAAGCAAUGGCACAUCCUCCUUUUCCUGCAGCCAACAGACCAAGACCAGGGGUCUUCCUGGGAGCUGUGCUUUAGCUGAACACAUGGCACUGAGCUCUGUACGGCCACAACUGUGGAACAUAAAGACUCUCAAAAUAACCAGGACAGAUGAGACAAUGUAAAGUCCCCCUCCAUGUGUGAACUAUGAAUUGAGGAAACACAAAUAGUCUACUGGAUAUCCCAGAUAUCUGAAUGGCCACUUGAGACCACAUGUGCCUUAAUUUGCUUGUAUAGUCAUUACAACUACACAUUCAAAUUAGGCAAGCAAUUUCACCUGCAUUUUUGCACAUGGCCUGGUGUUCUUCAGGGUUUGAAAAUCAGCCCCAGCACAUUUGAUUAUACCAGUCACUGGAAUCUAAGGACAUUUUAAUGCUCUCUCCCCUUCCCCUCACAGGUUUCAUUCUGUAUCUCACAGCACAUCUCGGGGCUAGACUUAAAUGAUGGAUAUGAACCACAGCUGGCUUACUUUCUUAUGCAUGAUAAUGUUCAUUCUCCAUCUUGUAAUUGUGUCAUGUAGAUGAACUACAUCCAUGGCAGGGGUCUAGCCAAAUCCAGCUCACUGCAGGCUUGGAAUCAGAUAAGCUGGCCUGGAAACUGGAAUAAGAAGCAGAGGAAGAGAGGGGAUUUACUAGAGAGGGAGGAGUGCGAGAGGAUGAUUCCUUUAGUCAACAACAUUAUCAGUAUUUCAGAAUUUUCUUUUAUGGCUUAUUUUUUGAGAAGCCACUGGAAGAGAUAUUCCCAAACUUUUCACUACAGUAAGUGUAUAACGACAAUCAGCAUUAGCCUACGAAACACAGGUUUUGAUUUGGAAUGGCCAACCAAUUCCUUACAGCGUGGUCUGCAACUUGUACAAAAUGGUCCUAUUACAUGAUGAAGGACGUGAGAUAUGAUGAUGUUAUACAUCAAUAUGUAUAUAAGUAUUUUUAUAUAGACUUCUAGAAUACUGCCAAAACAUUUAUGACAGCUAUAUCACUGCCUUUGUUUAUAUUUUUUUUUACUGUGAUAUAUUCCACAGGCACGUUAACUGUUGCACUUUGAAUGUCCAAAAGUUAUAUUUUAGAAUAAUAAAAAAGGAAGUGUUUCCAAAACGGUGGCUGUUGUGAAAUGUUUGAAGAAGGGCAACCUGGCCUGAAUGAUGGUAGGCACAAAAUGUAUUUCAAAAAUGCCCCUGUUGAUAUUUUGCCUUUGAAAAAAAUCCUGUAAAUUAAGAUCUCUAUAUUUCAAUAAAUGAUAUAUAAUUUAAGGA